AUGGAGAGACCAAAGAAGAAGCAAGUGCUACUUUUCCACUGUGUGGAAGCUGAAGAUUUGGCACACAAGGUCGCAGCUCAUUCAGACCUCAUCCAGCUACAAUCGAUUAACUGGAGGAGUUUUGAUGAUGGGUUUCCAAAUCUUUUCAUAAAAAAUGCACAUGAUAUCCGAGGACAACACGUUGCAUUUUUAGCAUCUUUCAGCUCGACAGCCGUUAUUUUCGAACAGCUUUCAGUCAUUUAUGCUCUCCCAAUGCUGUUUUGUGCCUCAUUUACAGUGGUGCUGCCUUUUUUUCCAACUGGUUCCUUUGAACGAAUAGAAGAGGAAGGUGAUGUUGCAACUGCAUUUACCUUGGCUCGGAUGCUGUCCAACACUCCUAUCUCCAGGGGUGGUCCUACCAGUUUAGUUAUCUACGACAUACAUGCUUUGCAGGAAAGAUUUUACUUCAGUGAUACUGUAUUGCCUGUGUUUGAGAGUGGAAUCCCACUGUUGAAGCAACGGCUUCAGCAACUUCCAGAGUUAGAUAAGAUCAUUGUUGCAUUUCCUGAUGAUGGAGCUUGGAAAAGAUUCCACAAGCUGCUCGAUCAUUUUCCUAUGGUCAUCUGCAACAAGGUUCGGGAAGGAGACAAGAGAAUAGUUAGAAUAAAAGAGGGUAACCCUGCGGGCUGCCACGUUGUUAUCGUUGAUGACUUGGUGCAAUCUGGUGGCACCUUAAUCGAGUGUCAGAAAGUACUGGCAGCUCAUGGUGCCGCUAAGGUGAGUGCGUAUGUCACACAUGGUGUGUUCCCGAACAAGUCAUGGGAGCGUUUUCUUCACAAGAAUGAUGAGAAGGCUUUCACCCACUUUUGGAUCACUGACUCGUGCCCAGUUACUGUGAAGGCUAUCAUAAACAGAGCACCAUUUGAGGUGUUGAGCCUUGCUUCUUCUAUAGCAGAUGCUCUCCAAAUCUAA
This is a messenger RNA of Striga hermonthica, 951 nucleotides long. The record is from the annotation of a GenBank genome assembly. NCBI's taxonomy places the organism in Eukaryota, Viridiplantae, Streptophyta, Magnoliopsida, Lamiales, Orobanchaceae.